Messenger RNA from Raphanus sativus (radish), 1512 nucleotides. Its product is annotated as growth-regulating factor 3. The transcript has 4 exons. Lineage: Eukaryota; Viridiplantae; Streptophyta; Magnoliopsida; Brassicales; Brassicaceae. The record is from RefSeq and is a predicted model, not a curated record. Gene Ontology annotation, biological process: regulation of DNA-templated transcription; DNA-templated transcription; developmental process. Gene Ontology annotation, cellular component: nucleus. Bases 194 to 1348 code for a protein of 384 amino acids. Gene Ontology annotation, molecular function: ATP binding.
CUCUUUCCCCUUCUCUGCCUUAUCUCUCUCUCUCUUUCUCUGACUGCAAAAAAAAACAAAGCUAUUUUCUAAGAGGGCAAAAAGUUGUUCUUUUCUUCUUUUGCUCUUCACAACCCGAACAUGCUCUUGUUCCCACCCAUUGUUAUAAAAACAAGACCCUGAAAACAAAACAAAAAGGUUCUCUCUCUCUCCAAUGGAUUUGCAACUGAAACAAUGGAGAAGCCAGCAGCAGCAGCAGACAGAGUCAGAAGACCAACCUUCUGCAGCUAAGAUACCAAAACAUGUCUUUGAUCAGAUUCAAUCCCAUACUGCAACUUCUACUGCUCUCCCACUCUUUUCCUCUGAGCCUACCUCUUCUAAACUAUCCUCUCUGUCUCAUGAUUCUUCUUCCAGGUUCCCCAAGAUAGGGAGCUUCUUUAGCUGGGCACAGUGGCAAGAGCUUGAACUACAGGCACUGAUCUACAGGUACAUGAUGGCUGGAGCUGCUAUUCCACAAGAACUCCUUUUACCGAUCAAGAAAAGUCUUCUCCAUCUACCUCCUUCCUACUUUCUUCACCACCCUCUUCACCACCUCCCUCACUACCAGCCUGCUUGGUAUAUGGGAAAGGGGGCGAUGGAUCCUGAGCCAGGGAGAUGCAGGAGAACGGAUGGUAAGAAGUGGAGGUGUUCAAGGGACGUCUUUCCUGGCCACAAGUACUGCGAGCGCCACAUGCACCGUGGCCGCAACCGUUCAAGAAAGCCUGUGGAAACUCCUACCGUCAAUGCCACCACCACCACCACCACCACUUCCAUUGCUCCCGCUUCCGCACCCGCUGCAAAAGCAUCUUUGUUUGCUUUUGGCGGUGGUGGUGAGGAAGUGGGUCAAGGAGAAUCUUCUUGUUUCUUCUUCUCUGGCUCUUCUUCCAGUUCUUCAUCUCAACUUCUCAACCUUAGUCAAAGUUCAGAGCUGAAGCAAGGAAGCAACAACCAUAAGAGGCCAUACGAGUCCCAUAAUGGAUUUGGCAACAACAGCUCAGACGGAGGACACACUUUGAGGCACUUCUUUGACGACUGGCCUCGUUCUGAAGCCGACAGUAGUUCAAGCCCCAUGAACUCAACCACAUGUCUCUCCAUCUCCAUGCCCGUAAACUCUUCCUCGGACGUCUCUCUAAAGCUGUCUACAGGCAACGAAGAGGAGGAAGCUAGGAGUAACAACAAUAGGAGGGACCAGCAAAACAUGAGCUGGUGGAGCGGUGGAGGGUCACUUCCCAACCACCACAACAUGGGCGGACCAUUGGCCGAAGCCUUGAGAUCUUCAUCAUCAUCUUCCCCAACCAGUGUUCUCCAUCAGCUCUGGAGAACAGUGUAAUAACCAACAUAACAUUGCAGUAUUUUCUACUGUUUUUUUUUUAAAUUCAAAUAUUCGCUUUAUGAACAGAGAAGGCUUUUGUUGUCAUCUUCCUUUUUCUUAAAGCGGUUCUCUGUAUCUGUUACAGUUCUCUGCAGAUUUUCCUCAACAAAUAUUUAUCUUUU